AGAGAGCCUUCGGGGCGGCUUGCUGGCUCUUCCCCUCCCUCCGGCCCACAAAACCCGACGGGCCCCAGGAAUGCGGGGCUGGCUGGGUGGGAGUUUCUUGCUGCAGGAAGAGGAGGGACUUGGGUGGCACCGGAGAGGAGCGGCGGGGGGCUCCGUCGGAAAAGCUGCCUCACCGCCGCCGCAAUCCUCCUCCUCCUCCUCCUCCUCCGCCGCCGCCUCUCCCUUUGGCACCGUAAACAGGCGAAGAAGGAGCACACGCAGGCACCAUGUCGCAGCCCACGAAGGGGAAAAAACACGCCGCCAAGGCUGGCAAAACGCAUGCUGAUAAAAGUGCAUCUGGAGCAUCUGGAGAUAAAAAAGCGUCAGAAACAACAGAGAAGAAGACUCCUGCUGAAUCCCCAAAAACACAGACAAGUGGCACAUCUCCUGUCACUAAGGUCCCGUCUUCUUCCACUGUUGCCCCAAAGACUACUGCUAUGAAGCCUUCUGAAACAAAGGCUUCUUCAAGCCAGCCAAAGACCAGUGGAUCAGAGUCCCACAAAAGGAAAAGAAACAAGAAGAAGGCAGCUCAAAAGUUAAAGGCAGAAUCUGAAAAAGCAGCUGAGUUAGCCAAGUUAGAUGAUUCUCAAGCUAAACAUCCGCCUGAAGAGAAGCAAAAAGACCCAGGCGGAGAAAAAAGCCCAAGUAAACCUUCUGUGGUAACACAACCUAAACCACUGAGUCCUGGAAAAGCUGCACAGAUGGACAAGGCCCCAGUACAGUUGACAUCGAAAGAAGAAGCAAAGGUUAAAACUGACAAGAAACCGUUGGCUGGCCAAGCAGCUGUUGCUGCCACAGGCGGAGGAAUUACAGCUCCUGAUAAAACAGCUGCAUCGGUGGAUGUUAAAGAAAAUAAAUUGGCAGCCACAACUCCUGCUGCUGCAGACAGUAAACCAGCUGAAAAGUCUGACUUAGAUGCUGCCUUAGAUGAUUUAAUAGAUACACUUGGAAGUCCCGAAGAAAGUCAACCAACACCUCCAGCAUAUACUGGAUCACAAAUUUCGGAGGGCCCUCUGACUUCCUUAUAUAUAGAAGAAUUGGGCAAACGAGAGAGCUCCAUCCCUCCAGAGUAUAGAAAACUAUUGGAGAGUAAAGGAGAUGACAAAGUAGUCCCUCCACCAGCAGCAACAGAAAAAUCUCAGCCAACAAUGACAGAUGAUGACCUUGCGGAUGCUCUGUCAUCUGAUUUUGCUUCCAGUCCUGCAUUACCUGCUGGAGAGAAGAGUGUUGUGCCAAAAGAGAAAAAGCCUGCAGAAGAAGGUGAUCUUUUACUAGCUGAGUCUGCCACUUUCGCUAAAGGUGCAGCUCCUUCUAAGGAGAAGAAACCAAAAUUGGAAGAGAUUGGUGACAUGGCUGCCUUGGAUGCACUUGUGGAUACCCUUGGGAUGCCAGAGCCAGAACCCGAAGUUGACCUUAGUUCCAUUGUAGAAGUUGAAGAGCCAAAGGCCAAAGAAAGAAGGGAGAAGAAACCUGGGGAAGAUGAUGAUACAAUUCCUCCGGAAUACAGAUUAAAACCAACCUUGGACAAAGAUGGGAAACCUCUGUUGCCAGAACCUGAAGAAAAACCUAAGCCUAUUAGUGAAUCUGACCUAAUUGAUGAGUUUUCAAAAGAUUUUGAUAGUCCUCCUCCUCCUCCUCCUGCAGAAGUGUUGAAACCAUCUAAACCUGCAGAUGCAUCUGUGAAACCCGGAGUUCCUGAGCCCCCAAAAGUUCCCAAAGGAGAAGCAGCUGCCUCACCCGCAGUUCCCACUGCACAGCCUUCAGCUCCAUCAGGAGUUCCUACAAAACCGUCAACAGCUGAGUCCAAAAAGAAAUCUACUGAAGAAGUGGUCUCUGUUGCUGCUGCUCCUUCUAUGCAAUCUUCAGCUCCCUUAGCAGUAUGCCCAAGUGCGCCGGUGCCUGAUGACGCCCUAGAAGCCUUAUCUGGAAGUUUAGGAAAAAGAGAACCUGAACCAAAAGAGAAAAAGCCUGCUGUGGAUAAAGUGAAGGAAAAAAACAAAAAAGAGGAACGAGAGAAGCUUGGAGAAGAUGAAGAAACCAUCCCUCCUGAUUAUAGACUUACUGAAACAAAGGAUAAAGAUGGGAAGCCUCUUUUACCAACACCUGAAGAAAAGCCUAAGCCUCUGAGUGAAAGUGAACUUCUUGAUGCUUUGUCAGAAGGGUUUUCUUCUUCACCUUCACCAACAUCCAAAGCUGUCCCAGCUGCUUCACCUCAAAAAUCCAAAGGGCCCAGCAAGCCUGCUGCUGCCUCCACUGAAGAAGUGGUCUCUUCCGCCUCAGCUCCUGCUGUACAUUUGUCGGCUCCAUCACCAGCAGCUACCCCAAAUCGGAAAGAACUUGAUGAUGCUGCAGAUCAUCUUGCAGAUUCACUGGGACAGAGAGAACCUGAUCCAAAUGAAAAUAAACCGGUUGUGGAUAAAAUAAAGGAAAAAGCUAAAUCUGAGCAUAGAGAUAAGCUUGGAGAGAGAGAUGAUACCAUCCCACCUGAGUACCGGCACCUUCUAGACUCUGAUGAAAAGGGUAAACCAAUAAAGCCAUCAGGCAAAGUUGGUGAAAAAACCAAAGAUAAAAAGAAGCCACCUGAUGAUUCAGCAGCAAUUGAUGCCCUUUCAGGGGAUUUUGAUAAUUCUGGGAAACCACCGGUUUCACAACAGCCUUCACCAAAGGAUGAAAAAACAAAAGAUGCCCCCACAUCUAAAUCAGCUAGGAAGGAUGAAAAGAAAUCAAAAUCUGCUAAAAAGGCAAAGGAGCAGUCUUCCAGUGCAAAAUCUGAAAAACAAAAAAAGAGUUAAACAGUGCAAAGAGUCUUCAUGUUGGUGAUGGAUAACUGCACUUGAACAAAAACUAUUUUGCAGAAGCAAGAUAGCCUCCUGAGUGGUUUUAUAUCGUGGUAUCUGGAUAUUUUGGCAUGCUAUGCACUUUUCGCUAUUUUUGAGAAUGAACUAACUUUUUUCUAGUCAUUUAUUUUCCUGUCCUUAUUUUGUAAUUUUCUUCAGUUCUGAGAGGGAAAGGAUGCUUUAUAUUUGUAUGAAAUGUAUUUCCUAUAAAUUUAAUAGCAAUUGAAAAAGUCUGCAGAGUUUUGCACAUAAUCUUCACAUAGUGCCUGUAAAUCUCGGUGAGUUCACAAAAUAAGUGCUUGUGCACUUUUUCUCUAUAUAUUUUAAUAUAAUUCUUGAUUUAAAGCAGCAGUUGGCAACUGAUAGCCCUCCAGACAUUGUGAGACUGCAGCUGAUGGAAGCUGGAAAUUCAACAAUAUCAAAAAGUCUCUAGGUGUCCAACCCUGCUUUAAAGAUUCUGGAUUGCAAUGAACUUUCAUAUAUCAUCUACCUAUUUAGGUCAAUGGGUAUUCCUUUGGGAGAAUGGUAAAGGGAGCACCCAUUUUGCAAGACUUUGAAGUAGAAACAGCCUAGAAGUUAUACUUUCUUCCAACAAUAUAGUAUUGAACAUACACAGUGCCAUUAGUAUUUUCUUUUUAAAGACUUCAGUGCUUCCUGUCACCAUCUUUGGUGCUACUAGCUUCCAGUAAGGAUAUAAUAGUGCAUCAGAACUACCAAAUAAUAAAAUUUGGAGGAGAUGCAGGUUAGCACACUCUUUAAUGGACAAAAUAGUACACAAGUUCAGCCACAAGACAUAUUCAGAAGACACAGAGCAGCUUUUUCCUGAUAUAUAUGUGCGGAGCAGAUUUGAAGUUCAUUUGGAUGCAAGGCUUGCUCAAAACUCCCUGACGUAUUGUUUGUUUCCUUUUGUAUUUCUUGCAGUGAGAGAGGGGUUAUGGCUCUAAGUACCAGAUUCUGAUAGGCUUUGCCCUUCUGAUAGCAUUACCCUUCUUAACUUGAGGGGUGUGAUAUUACUUGUUAGGUAAAAUGGUUGAACUAGCUUUUUUAUCUACCAUUUUGUCAGAUAUGCAGGCCACCAAGAAUAUCACCUGUGCAAGCCCUUUUCAACUGCACUGGAGUUAUCACAAGAUCAUGCCAUUUUGCGCUAUGGCUCUUGUUUUGUUUCAAAAGGAGGAAGAGUGGGAGAUGUUCCCCAUGGAUUGCAUCUUUCACUUUUAGAAAAAUCAGAAUUCAAGUUGUCCUUUACAAUUUAUAUUAAUACAGCACUGUAUUUGACAGUCUGUAUGGAAAUUCUGUGUCACACUAAUAAAGUUUUUGGAAAGUA
This is a messenger RNA of Anolis carolinensis (green anole), 4200 nucleotides long. It is a transcript of the gene cast, whose product is annotated as calpastatin. NCBI's taxonomy places the organism in Eukaryota, Metazoa, Chordata, Lepidosauria, Squamata, Anolidae. The transcript is spliced from 33 exons. Gene Ontology annotation, molecular function: calcium-dependent cysteine-type endopeptidase inhibitor activity. The coding region runs from base 267 to 2831 and encodes 854 amino acids. Gene Ontology annotation, cellular component: cytoplasm. The record is from RefSeq and is a predicted model, not a curated record.